AUGAGUCUACGAGAAACUACCCACGUUCCACAAACAACUGUUGCAAAAGACGUAAAUCACAAUUCGUUAGAUUUAGCCGAAGAUAGAUUUUCUCAAACGAAUGAUAUAAAUGCGCAUAGAACUACAAAUGUCAGUGAAUUAUCAAAUCAAGUGGCUGAACAUGCUAAUCAAGUAAAUGAACAUGCUAAUGUAGUAACUGAACGUGCUAAUCAAGUAAAUGAACAAGUUCGUCAUGUAGCUGAACAAGUUCGUCAAGUAGCUGAACAAGUUCGUCAAGCACCAAAUGUUCAAGCUCCUGUUUCAAGUAAUUUAGCUCCUUCAGAAGCAGCAUCUACAUCUACCGAAGUAACUGCCGAACCAUUACAUAAUACUACUGUAGAGGGUGCUCCAGAAUUACCAUCAUCAGAAAAAAUUGAACCCCCACCCAAUUUAGAUGAAUUAUUUAGUGAAGAGUCUAUUAGAAAAUUAAGAGAAUCCAUAGAAAAUUCUCCUUGUUAUAAACGUAGAGUGGCUUUAUAUCAGCAGCAACAACAACAACAACAGCAACUUGCUAGUACACAAACAUUGAAUCUUGGUCCAUCGUCAUCAAUGAUAUCUCCCUUAUUUAAGUUACAAUUUUUUGCAUCAUAUGCUAAGGGAGUUAUGCAUUAUAUUCAAAAUCAUUAUGUAGCACUUAUAGUAGUUUUUUUAUUAAUGCUUAAUGCAUAUUUUUUAAUAAAUUAUUUCAAAAACACACCACAAAAAGGGGUAAUAACCAAAAGAAGAAAAUUUUAA
Molecule: messenger RNA, 774 nt
Organism: Plasmodium malariae
Lineage: Eukaryota; Apicomplexa; Aconoidasida; Haemosporida; Plasmodiidae
Gene: SBP1
Product: skeleton-binding protein 1, putative
Exons: 1
Coding region: 1-774 (257 amino acids)
Source: RefSeq, a predicted model, not a curated record